ACUGUAUGAUGAAAUAAUGUUAUAACAACUACAACGUUUUAUCUACCGCUUUCUAUUCCGUCAUGUUAUAUUAAAGUUUAACGAUUUUCGUUUGUUUGGGAGACUUUUUAUCGUUUUAGUGUUGUUUGAAUAUAUCCAAUAUAUGUGUUUUUAAACAAAUAAAACCUGGAUUAUAGUUUGAUAGAUAUUUUGACAUAAAACAAUUACCGGAACUAUGAACAAUGGAAAUCAAGGAUAUAGUUAUAUUUGUAUACUUCCCGACAAAGUUUCUCUAACAAUGGCCGUGUUUACAUCUUUUAAGUGGAUAAUUUAUUCAGCAAUAUGGAGUUGGCAUGGUAACUGGUCUUGGUAAUAUUGUUUAAACAACCCUAAGGCUUAAACCUGUGGAAUUGUGAGAAACAACAUGAAGUUGAUCGCGCUGAUAAAUAGUGUCGGAAAGCUUCAAGUUGAAUGCUUCAGCCAAUUGGAUAUACGAACGGCAGUUAGUUAUUCAUGUCCAAUUACAAAGUAUUGCUGUGAAGGUGAAGGAGGCUGUUGUAUUGAUGAUGCUUCUGAGAUACGACUUAGAUGGAUAGCUGGGCUCUUUCUGAUAGCUCUGUUGAUAGUCGUGGUCAUGUACGGUCUUCGCUGGAUAAAUGAAGUGCGCAAAUGUGUUUGCGGAACCACAGGACCACGUGAUAUUUUGAUAAAAGCUGCACGGCUUCCACUACCCGUUUCUUAUGAAGGAAAAAUUGUCAAUUAUAUUCCAUCUAUCAAAUAUCAAGAUGCUGAACACUAAUCAUGUUAGUGACUUGCUAUUGGAAAAUAUAUUGAUACAAUGAAAGAAAAUGUCCAUUUAUGAAUUGUUUUAAGUACAGUUUUAAUACUUGUGCUGACCUGCAGUGACGUGUUUGUAUGUUUUUUUUAUUAUUAUUAUUUAAUCAGAUGUAUGAUCAGAAAAUAUUGCACCUUUUGCAGACAUUCUUUUAUAACUUUGUACUUGCGGAAUUUUACUAAUAGCGGGUGAACAAUUAAUUGUAUUCAGCUAUUUUCUUAAAUGAAUUUUUAAAUCAUGCGUGUUUUCAUUUGCAGACAAACUUGAAUAUCUUAUUUAAAAGAGUAUGUUGCCUUACUUAUCAAAUGUCAAAUGGACUAUUUUGAAACAUUAGCAUUUAAUUGGCAUGGUAUAAUUAGCAACACAUAUGGGGUUCGCUUAAGUAAUGAACAAUAUCUUAAUCAAAAUUUUUUUUCAAAGAGAAACAAAUUCACAUAGUCUUCAUUAAAUUAACGAACUGAUUUUUAAUUGAAUUUUAUUAUAAAUACCUAUGAAUAUUCUUGAAUAAUACGUCUUGUAUUCCAAUCAAAGCACUGGCAGCACAGACAGGUUGAAACCAGCAUUUGACUCAAGUUACUUCCUCCAUUAAACCGUAUAACAUUCAAACCAUUUGAAUCCAUCUUACAUUAUAUACUUUUAAAUUCUGCUCUUACUAAAACUAUCAAGUGUCUUGAAAUACAUUAACGAGAUGGGUAAGGCAAUCCUAUAUCAGAUUAAUUCAAAUUUAUUUUAAUGAUAACAAUGAUAAAUACAGUCUGUUGUUUUUUUUUUUGUUGUUUUGUAUUUUUAAACACAUUAUUCAAAUUUAACAGUUAAAGGCAUUGGCCUCCAUAUCGUUCGACAACAAAAAAGGGAAGAUUAUUAGUUAUCUCGAAAUAAAAGCGAUAUUUCUUAAGAAUGCUUUGAAACGUAGUUUCUGACAGACUAUAUUUUACGGAAAUACAUGAGAAUUAGUUGUUGUUUAUACUUUAAACAAUGGAAAUCGAAAAGCAUUUAUUCGGAGUUAACUUUCUUGGUUAUAAAUAUCUUUAUUAUGUACCUAUAUAAAUUCUGUAAAAUAAAACAUCGGCAUGUAUUCCACAAUUAAAUAUUAACUGUCAGAAACAAAAUUUCUGUACCUUGUUGAUUUUGCAAGGUCGGAUCCUACUUGGCGCUUGCGCGCUUUGUAAGAUCCGAUCUGCCAAAACUCCACUCGAGCCGAAUACAGCAUACCCGAUCGAGCUUCUGUUAUAAUAACCCUAUAUUAUAAUAACCCUAUUAUAUUUAACACGCGUUAGACACAAAAGCCGGAAAACUUCUUUAUUGUCGCGGCAGUCCGGGUAAAAUUCCCUAUGCGGUCAUCUCUUUUUCUUGAUUUGGCCUUUUUUAAAAAGUUUAGAAAUAAAAACUUAUAUUCUAAUGUUCAUUAUAUGACAAAACUUUAAUUUGAAGGAAAGCUACUUUUAGCCUCAAUCUGGAGGUCAGUGCCUUUUACUUUGAAAGAUAUAAACAAUACAUUACGCUAAUGUCUAUAGAAUUUGCUAUUUUUAAACUGCAAGUGUGUCAAGUUUCUCUUUCGAUUCUGUUAUGUAAAUUCAUAUACCAUUAAAAGAAAAAUGUCUGGUAUCGCAAUAUCAUUUUACAAAUGAAAGUAUAAAUCCUUCAUAAAAUACACAACUGAUGUUUGAACAUACGAGCUAUCUAAGAAAUAAUUGUAUGUAAUGCUCGGCUCGGAAAAUGUGUUUUCCAUUAUAACUGAAGACUAUGACUCCAGAAAACCAUCGACACUGCUAUUGAUACUACAUAUAACGCAAAAGCAUCACUGGAGUAUCAAACCCCAGCUACCUGGUUGAGCCAGCGUGCACUAUUGUGUCAUUCUUAGAAGCUAUAAGGGAUGAUGGUUCUAACCUAGAGAAGGUAGAUCAAAUUAUGCUGAUUUCCUUAAUCAACACCUUAAUCAACAGAUGAGUCUAUCAAUUGAAAUCUCAAGCGUCACAAUCAACAUUUACAGGGAUCAAUUCUUUGUUACCGUUUUUGUAUUAAUGCCUUAUAGAGCAAGCUUCUCCGGAGGUUUUAAUUCCUUAACUGUGUGCUAUUAUUAUGCUUCUUAAUCUGCUUUGGUUUUAUCUGUACUAAAUAAGUAUAUUACUAUGUAGGUGUCUGGAUAUUCAUAUGUUUUUGUUAUAUUUAACCAAGAUUGCUUUUUAUUGUUAUCUGCGUAUGUAAUAGAAAGAAUGCAUAUUUUAUGUAAACUUUUGAGUCUCUUAUUUUAUAUUGUUAUGUGCAUUUCACUCAAAACAGUCAUAAGUAAUAUUCUUUUGAACAGCAUUUUGUUUUACCAGAUUACGACUAGCAAUUAUCCUUUGAUCAAGGGAGAGUGAGGUGUAUAUUAGAAUGUCAAACUAAUGUUUUCAGUAAAAAUACAGAAAGUACGAAAUAAAUUUAUUUUCAACACAAUUGUUUCAGUCAGUAUAUUUCAGUACUUUCAUUGAUUGUUCUUUAGAACAUAAUCUUUGUAUUUCGAUACAAAUAGAUAAAAUAACGUCAAAAUGGUUCAUACAUUAUAAAUUAAAGAAAAAUAUUUUUCUACCAUUGUUUAAUUAAAUGAGAGAAAUGACAACUAAUCUGGUGUUUAAAUACACAUUAGAUCACAUUAUGUAUUCUAGCAUCUUGACAAUGUUUUUUGAAUUGCACUUUUCUUAUACUACCUUUCAUAUGUUAACUUUACUUGGUAACAAUUAUUCUUUCGAUUUUUUACGUUCUUACUUUGAAUAAAAGUGCACUUGUG
Molecule: messenger RNA, 3581 nt
Organism: Mercenaria mercenaria
Lineage: Eukaryota; Metazoa; Mollusca; Bivalvia; Venerida; Veneridae
Exons: 3
Coding region: 404-778 (124 amino acids)
Source: RefSeq, a predicted model, not a curated record